AUGGCAGCCAACAACCACACAGCUGUGGUGGAGUUUGUCCUGCAGGGUUUCUCUGGAGACCCUUGGCUCCAGGUUCUCUUCUCAGCCUUCUUUCUCCUCCUCUACCUCAUGGCUCUGGCAGGAAAUGUCAUCAUUGUCAUGGCCAUUGGCCUGAAUCCAAGCCUUCAUACCCCAAUGUACUUCUUCCUCACAAACCUGGCCUUUCUGGACAUCCUUUGCACAUCCACUGUCCUCCCCAAGCUGCUGGAGGGCCUGGUGGCCACCCGGAGCACCAUGUCCUAUGGGGGCUGCAUGGCCCAGCUUUUCUUUCUGACCUGGUUUCUGGGGGCUGAGCUGCUGCUGCUCACAGCCAUGGCCUAUGACCGCUAUGUGGCCAUCUGCCAGCCACUGCACUACCACACGCUGAUGAGCUGGCCCAUCUGCAUCCUGCUGGCAGGCGGUGUGUGGGUGGUCAGUGUGGUGAGCACAUCUGUACACACAGGCCUGAUGGCACGACUCUAUUUCUGUGGUCCCAAUCAGAUCCACCACUUUCUAUGUGAAGUCCCCACGCUGCUGCUACUGUCCUGCAGUCCAACUAUGCUGAACAAUGUCAUGAUUGUCAUCGCAGAUGUCUACUUCGGCGUGGUCAACUUCUUGCUCACCAUGCUGUCCUAUGGCUGCAUCAUCGCCAGCAUCGUGCGCAUGCGUUCAGCCGCUGGCAAACGCAAAGCCUUCUCCACCUGCUCCUCCCACCUGCUAGUGGUCACGCUGUACUACUCCACCGUCAUCUACACCUACAUCCUCCCAGGUUCUGGCUCCUCCUCAGAAAAUGGCAAGGUGGUUGCUCUGCUGUACACAGUGGUCAGCCCCACCCUGAACCCUCUCAUCUACUCCCUGAGAAACAAGGAUGUCAACAUGGCCCUGGGGAGGGUGUUUGCCUGCACCUGGUAG
Messenger RNA from Ictidomys tridecemlineatus (thirteen-lined ground squirrel), 930 nucleotides. Its product is annotated as olfactory receptor 13A1. Gene Ontology annotation, cellular component: membrane. The record is from RefSeq and is a predicted model, not a curated record. Gene Ontology annotation, biological process: G protein-coupled receptor signaling pathway. Lineage: Eukaryota; Metazoa; Chordata; Mammalia; Rodentia; Sciuridae. Gene Ontology annotation, molecular function: olfactory receptor activity; G protein-coupled receptor activity.